AUGAUCUCACGGAUGCUCGCCAGGGCGCCUCGCUCUCUGGCCAGAUUGCCGCAAAGAAGCUUUGCUUCUUCCAGCAUCGUCUCAAAAGACUUUGUACAGGAACUCUACCUCAAAGAGUUGAAGGCCUACAAGACCCCGACGCAGUCCAAGGAUGCGCAUGUUGGACACGUCAAGGAGUUCCACACGCCCUCUGCGCCGAAAGCGCCGACCAUUCCUUCCUCAGCCGAUCUUGCCAAAGAGCUCGAGGCCUACGCCAACGAGGUGCGCAUCCACAGUCUCUUCGAUCGUGAAGGCGGCUGA
This is a messenger RNA of Mixia osmundae IAM 14324, 300 nucleotides long. RefSeq lists its product as uncharacterized. Bases 1 to 300 code for a protein of 99 amino acids. The transcript is spliced from 4 exons. The record is from RefSeq and is a predicted model, not a curated record. Gene Ontology annotation, biological process: proton motive force-driven ATP synthesis. NCBI's taxonomy places the organism in Eukaryota, Fungi, Basidiomycota, Mixiomycetes, Mixiales, Mixiaceae.